AUGGCCUCACUUGCUAUACUCUUCUGCCACAACUGCUAUCCUCUACCGCCACCCCUUGCAUUCCUCUUCGGCCUUAUCUGCAAUCUUCUUCCGCUUCACCUGCUACCGUCUUCCGCCUCACCUGCUAUAAUCUUCCGCCAUAUUUGCUAUCCUCUUACGCCACAAUUGCUAUCCCUUUCCGCCACCACUUGCAUUCCUCUUCGGCCACACCUGCUAUCCUCUUCCGCCACACGUGAUAUCCCCUUUCGCCACAUCUGCUAUCCCCUUCAGCCACCCCUUGCAUUCUUCUUCGGCCUUACCUGCAAUCCUCUUACGCUUCAUCUGAUAUCAUCUUCCGCCUCACUUGCUACCCUCUUCCGCCUCACCUGCUAUCCUCUUCCGCCUCACCUGCUAUCCUCUUUCACCACAAUUGCUAUCCCCUUCCGCCACCCUUUGCAUUCCUCUUCGGCCUCACCUGCCAUCCUCUUCCGCUACAUCUGCUAUCCUCUUCUGCCACCCCUUGCAUUCCUCUUCGGCCUCACCUGCAAUCCUCCUCCGCCACACCUGCUUUCCUCUUCCGCCACACCUGCUAUCCUUUUCCGCCUCACCUGCUAUUCUCUUCGUCCUCAACUGCUAUCCCCUUCCGCCACCCCUUGCCUUCCUCUUCGGCCUUACCUGCAAUCCUCUUACGCUUCAUCUGCUAUCCUCUUCCGCUUCACCUGCUAUCCUCUUCCGCAACCAUUUCCAGGAUAA
Molecule: messenger RNA, 732 nt
Organism: Acanthosepion pharaonis
Lineage: Eukaryota; Metazoa; Mollusca; Cephalopoda; Sepiida; Sepiidae
Source: the annotation of a GenBank genome assembly